Messenger RNA from Oncorhynchus mykiss (rainbow trout), 3444 nucleotides. RefSeq names its product WW domain-containing adapter protein with coiled-coil. Gene Ontology annotation, biological process: regulation of autophagy; positive regulation of TORC1 signaling. Gene Ontology annotation, molecular function: chromatin binding; RNA polymerase II complex binding. NCBI's taxonomy places the organism in Eukaryota, Metazoa, Chordata, Actinopteri, Salmoniformes, Salmonidae. The record is from RefSeq and is a predicted model, not a curated record. Gene Ontology annotation, cellular component: nucleus.
GUAUCCCGGAAAUAGCUAAGACAUUGGAGGCGGGGCAGUUCGCAUUGCUUCGUCUGUUUCCUUGCACUGCACUGGAGAGAUUGUGCAGUUUAGGCGAGCAAAAAAUGUACCAAAGGCCGUUUUCAACAUAGCGUAGCUAGCCACUGUAAAAAUUUAGUUGCUAGCGUCCCUAGCUGGCUAACUAAAUACAGAGACGUCGCCAAGAUUAAGUUACCAAAGACGAGAAUACUAUUUUGUUGUCCAUAGUUCACCCCCUCGCGCGCACACACACAUCAACACGGCAUUGAUGGUAAUGCAUGCAAGGAAACAACCGAGACUCAGCGAUGGGUGCAACGACCGAAGGGAUUCCCAACCCUAUCAGACUCACAAAUCCCAGCCAAAGAGUCAAUCUACCACCCUUCACGGUCACGAUAAAAUGCGAGAUGGGUUAUCAGAUCCUACACCGCCCUACAAAAUGCUCCGGCGCUCUGAUGAAAGUCCGGUCAAUAAGUACAGCGACGGGCACAGCAAAACAAAAACAUUUCACACACUCCGAGGCAAAGAUGGUGGUACCAGCUGCUCUCCGCAAGAGAAUGUGCACAACCACAGCUCCCACUCAAAUCAAAGCAAGGCGUCAGACACACCUCAUGAGCCUGCAGACGACUGGUCCGAGCACAUCAGCUCCUCCGGCAAGAAGUACUACUACAACUGCAGGACUGAGGUCUCUCAAUGGGAGAAGCCCAAAGACUGGCUGGAGAGAGAGCAGAGGCAGAAAGACCCAUCUAAGAGGGAGUCCAACACUUUCCCCAAAGACCGGGACUACAGACGAGAGUCUGUCGACACAGCCACCACAAAGAGCACUUCAGGGGACAAGUCCUCCAAAUCUGCACCUUCUCAGUCCUCUUCCUCCACCAAUCCGGGCCUGAACCAAGCAUCUGGCUCUAACCCCACCCCUUCAUCUUCCUCCUCCACGGUCCCGGUGUCCCCCUCUGUCCAAACCCAGGCCUCGGGCCUGCUCCAAGACCCCGCCCUCCUGCGGCAGCUCCUCCCAGCGCUGCAAGCCACUCUGCAGAUGAACAACGGCAGCAUGGACAUGGCCAAGAUCAAUGAGGUCCUCGCGGCUGCUGUCACCCAAGCUUCCUUGCAGUCUAUGCUUCAUAAACUCCUCACUGCUGGACCGUCUGCUUUCAACAUCACUUCUCUGCUUUCCCAAGCUGCUCAACAAUCCUCCAACCAAGCGGCCCAGCAGGCGAGUCAGUCACCCAUAUCGCUAAUGUCGGACACCUCCUCACCCCGCUCAUAUGUGUCACCCAGGAACGGCACGCCCCAGACCAACCUCCAUAACCAGAAACCCCCACUCAGCAUGCCUCCUGCCUCCUCCCAACCAAAGGUUACCCCAGUGAAACCAGGACCAGUUUCCCAACAGGCUUCAGCAGAGAAACAUCCAGAGGACCCCCGAACUCUCCGACAGCGGAGCAGUCAGGGGAGUCCGCCAUCAGGACCUAACGGCAACGCCACCGGCGGCCAUUCGGUUCUCAACGUCGCCUCAGCCCAGUCCAGCACUCCCGGCUCCUUCACUCCCUCGCUGGCCUCUCACUUUGAUGAGAACCUCAUCAGGCACGUCCAGAACUGGCCCGCCGAGCACAUCGAGAAGCAGGCAGCACGGUUACGGGAAGAUGCCCACAACAUGGGCAGUCUCUACAUGUCUGAGAUCUGCACUGAACUCAAGAACCUCAGAUCAUUAGUCAGAGUGUGUGAGAUCCAGGCCACGCUGAGGGAACAGAGAAUACUGUUCCUUAGACAGCAGAGCAAAGAACUGGACAAGCUGAAGAACCAGAACUCUUACAUGGUCUGAGAACCUGUGUGGGAGACGAAGGACGGUGAACUGCUUAAGACUGCAGUCAAAGCCCUCAACGAGGUCCUCUGUGCCCUGGUCUGAACACUUCUGAAACGUCAUGAACCAAAGGGCAAAUGAGGAAUACGGAAAAGAGUCUGGGCCUGUUGAAGACAUCAUGGGCCAAGCAUACCAUCAUGGGCCAAGCGUACCAUUGCCGAAGCCCCUGAAAGUGUAGAUUUUAUUAGGCGUCCAAGAUUUAAAUUUUCUAUGAAAUUGCAGGCUGAAAGAAUACGAAGCCUAGUUGAGCAUUUCAUGGACACCCAAACCGGUCGAUUCUGAGGAACCUACAGGUCAUAACUUUUUCUUACCUGAGAAACAGCUGCCGCCUUUUGGAAUCGUGGACUGUUUGUUGCACUGGAGAAACUGAGAAUAUCUGGCUUUUCCUCUGGAAUAGCCAGUUUCGGUUGGGAAUGCAUACAUUAUGCAUAAUGCAUUAACUGAAGUUUCUAGCGUGAACUCAGAUUGGCUUGAGAUGUAUGAAUCAACUGAUUCAUGAACACGUCUAAAGCAUAGACUUGAAGGAGUGCAAAGAAGAUUCUUGAAUGAGCCAACUUUGAUUCCUUCCAGACUCAUAUAGUUAGGAAUCAUGAAUUUAGCAGUCCCAGGAUCAUGGGUUCAUUAUUAGCGGAGUACUUUUUUUUAAUGUGAUCUGACAAAGAUGCAUAGCUGCUUGAUGGAAGUUUGUCUGUCCAUGCUCUCUCCCCACUUUCCUGCUGGAUGGAAAUAGUCUGUAGACUUCCUAACUUCCCACCCCAACAUGACUAUGACCCCCCUCUAACGUUGGGCCAGGUGACUCAGAACAUGCUGCCCCAUGGAGUAACCUUCUGGUAACCUCCCAGUCCAUAUCACUAAACCCUCAACAGAAUCCUACAAUAAAGGGCAACGUUCUCAUCCUCCACACCCUCUGAAUAUCCUCCUACGCGCACCUCCAUCUAUACCCCCAUUUGAUCUGUACUUGAUUAUUUUCCCAGUUUCUCCCGAACUUUGAUGCUUGUAAGCUUGUCUGUUUUGUCUAGCUUGAGUCUGCAGAAUAAUUCAUUCCUUAUCAUGUGCAGUUUCUUGCAAAAUUGUGAAAGGGUCUUUAGUUUUAUGUGGUUAUGUAAACCUAAAUUAUUGCACAUUAUUCAUUUUGUCCUUGUGAACAAGAUGGGAUAAUUUUUUCAUGGGACUCACCUUUGUCUUGACUAUACUAGCUAAGCCAGUACAGCAGUAGUUAAAUGGAUUCCGUAGUUAACGUUUGCAACAUUUAGUUUUACCGAAGUUAAACUUUUUUUAGGCCUCACUAAAUAAAGUAACUAUUUUACAAUGAAACGUUCACAUGACAAUGCUGUCUCACUCUUCCACAAACUUAGCUUCGCCUUCCUUCUCCUAAGACCCCUCUGAUCGAUCAGUGGCGUGCUGAAAUUUGGGAAGGCACCGGCCAAAGUGUUGGUCUGUAGAACAGGAGUGACGUACACACUUAUCAGAUAGCGGGGGACCAGAGGUUUUUGUGAGGAUGGGGCGAAAAUAGCUUUGUAUAUUAUUUCUUUAAAAGUAUAUCAGAAUAAAAUAAAUUAUUCUACCACAAA